This is a messenger RNA of Sycon ciliatum, 1338 nucleotides long. Its product is annotated as L-seryl-tRNA(Sec) kinase-like. The record is from RefSeq and is a predicted model, not a curated record. The coding region runs from base 228 to 1310 and encodes 360 amino acids. Gene Ontology annotation, molecular function: tRNA binding; ATP binding; kinase activity. The transcript has 7 exons. Lineage: Eukaryota; Metazoa; Porifera; Calcarea; Leucosolenida; Sycettidae.
CAUUAUCGAUGCAGCUGAGUGAAUCGAUCAUGAAAGCAACAAGCUUGUUUGUGUAAUGUUCUAUGACUAUGAGUCCUCUGUAAUCCAUUGUGCUGACGCUUGAAGCUACAUGCGUCCAGAUUGAAUCAUGUGUGUUCCCCUGGCUGGUUUCUAGAAAGUCGUGCUCAGAAAGUUGUGCCUCACAUCGGGCUUGCAGAUGUUUCUGACCACGUUACUUUAGAAUUUGAAUGGCAGAGUUGAAGCUCGUCCUUCUGUCUGGAUUACCGGGAAGUGGCAAGUCCACGUUAUGCCAGGCUCUAGCACAGGGUACCAGCUUUCCUUCUUGUCACGUUGUUGUUGUAAACUUCGAUGACUUCAUCGGUGAAAGUGACUUGAAGGUUGAAAGGGAGGCUCUGCUGCAUGUGGGUGGUCCCGAGGCCAUCACAUGGCGACACAAACGCCAACAUCUAUACCUUAGCGUGAAAUGGCUCCUGCGCGCUCUGAACGGAGCUACCCGCUCAACUGAGCCGGCUGUGCCAGGAGUAGGUCAGUUCAUGGAGAAUGUGCUCAAGCGUUCUCGCUGCACUUGUUUGAGGCCAUCGUCGUAUGACGUAUGCUUGACUGGUUGUGCUCACAUUGUGAUCGUUGAUGACAACAUGUACUACGGCAGCAUGCGCUACCCUUACUACAGCUUAGCAAGAGAAUUUUCCCUUCCGUUUGGUCAGCUCCAUCUCAGCUGCUCUGUACCUUUGGCCAUUAAGCGUAAUCAGGAGCGACACUCACUGGUAACUCCGGCCACGAUUGAGAAAAUGCAUGCCAAUAUGGAGGUGCCCGGGGCACGAAGUUGGGAAACUUGCUUUUCGACUGUUGACUCUGUACACCCGAUCCCGAAUAUGUUAGAGUUGGCAGAGGGUUUUUUCAGCAAGCUCACUGUUCCACCGGCUUUGUCGGACCCUCUAGUGAAGCUUGUGGAAAGGGCGAAUGCACAGGCUGUCACCAAGAGCAAUACUCAACACCAGAUUGACCAGGUCCUGCGUAAGCGCAUAUCAGCCACAGUGACCAACCUGCCUGACGGUUGUAGCAUCCAGCUUGUGGCCGUGCAGCUGAACAGGGCACGGCAAGAUCUCCUGGAGUCCAUCAAGAGAGGCCACCUGUCCAUGGAGCAGAUCAUGGAGAUGGGAGCUGGCCUUGAGCAAGAGAACGACGGUGCUAGCAGCAGCAGCAGUCUGCAGGACCAGGCCACCAAUGACUUUAUCCUAGCUGCAGUUGAUGGGUAUUACACAAACAUCAUAACCAGCAUUAUUGAUAGUACCAUGGCGAACCAUCCAUAAGACUUCAGUCUGUUCUACUCUAUAUCUA